AUGAAUAUUGCUAGUGUGUUUGAGUUCACCAAAUAUUUUCAGAGAAAGCUUAGGAAUAUACAGUUUGAAAUCUGUGUCAAAAACGAAAUACAAUCCAAGCCAUCCAUUCCAGCUCCUAGGGGAAGACAGAAAAAAAGAAAAGAGUGUAAGAGAUGUCAGGAGCUUGCCAACCUCCAUCAUAUGGAAUCUGAUGAUGAAGAUGAUCUGUAUCUUACAGUGGAAUACCCUGUAGAGUCUAAGACAUCAUCUGAGGAGAUAGUAGGUUUAAACAUUGUAACUGGUGACGACCAGGUACAUGUAAGUACUGAAACUAUUGAUGAACCAAAGGAAUGGAGCAGACCAAGAAGUUCUAUGUUUUCCUUGAUAUUCAUUAUGAGGGGUUUUCUUUCGACUGUACUUUUCGUAGUGGGUUUACACGGUGUCAGUAGUGGUACCACGUGUCAGAAUGGCUGGACGGGAUACAACUCAAGGUGUUACCUGUUUGUCAUGCAUAUGUCUGUGGACUGGAACGAAGCAUCGCAAUUUUGUCAUACACAAAACUCUAGACUGGCGGAAAUCGACAACGCUAGAGAAGAUAACUUUCUGAUCCAGCAUCUCAGAGAUUAUGGACGGACAGCUGACUUCUGGGUGGGCGGAACUGACGUCAUAAUAGAAGGAGACUGGAUAUGGGCCUUAUCGCAGACUCCAAUACAUCAUUACACUCACUGGGGCCCCGGAGAGCCAAAUAAUCUUAAUUCUGAUGAAAACUGCAUGGAAAUGUCUGCAGGUCAUCAUUAUCUUUGGAACGAUGCGCCAUGUUCUCUAAGACAGUAUUUCAUUUGUGAGCAACCAAGUGCAUCUGGUCCAGUCGUUGGAUGAUUUACUGAUAUGGGGUU
Molecule: messenger RNA, 875 nt
Organism: Saccostrea cuccullata (small rock oyster)
Lineage: Eukaryota; Metazoa; Mollusca; Bivalvia; Ostreida; Ostreidae
Product: C-type lectin lectoxin-Lio3-like
Exons: 7
Coding region: 1-858 (285 amino acids)
Source: RefSeq, a predicted model, not a curated record